This is a messenger RNA of Loa loa (African eye worm), 687 nucleotides long. RefSeq lists its product as hypothetical. Gene Ontology annotation, cellular component: cytoplasm; nucleus. Gene Ontology annotation, molecular function: mRNA binding. Bases 1 to 687 code for a protein of 228 amino acids. The record is from RefSeq and is a predicted model, not a curated record. The transcript is spliced from 6 exons. Gene Ontology annotation, biological process: regulation of gene expression; regulation of RNA metabolic process. Lineage: Eukaryota; Metazoa; Nematoda; Chromadorea; Rhabditida; Onchocercidae.
AUGUCUCAUUCUUCCAUAUGGUUUGUUCACAAAGAAGUUGGAAGUAUCAUUGGUAAACGCGGUGAUCAUAUUAAAUUAAUUCGUGAUCAGUCUGGUGCAAAAAUUAACAUAUCAGAUGGUUCAUGUCCCGAACGUAUUGUUACAAUUACGGGUAGUACCGGGACAAUCAAUAAAGCAUUUAUCAUGAUCUGUGCAAAAUUACAACAGGAUUUACAAGCACUUCCAAAUAGCAUUCCAAAACCGCCCAUAACAAUGCGCUUAAUAGUGCCUGCAACACAAUGUGGAUGUAUCAUUGGUAAAGGUGGCUCAAAAAUUAAAGAAAUUCGUGAGGCGACAGGUGCAUCAAUACAAGUAGCAAGCGAAAUGCUUCCAAGUUCAACCGAACGUGCUGUGACAAUUUCUGGAAGUGCUGAUUCUAUCGUAGAUUGCAUGCGAAAUAUAUGUCAAAUUUUAUUAGAAGCACCAGCAAAAGGUAAUACAUUACCUUAUCGUCCCAAACCAACCUUUAAUCCAACCUUAUUAGCUAACUCAGCUGCAGCUGCAGCAGCUUCAUUGCUACAACAACAACAGCAACAGCAACAACAACAACAACAACAACAACAACAACCUUAUCCAACAUUAAUUAACCCCUUGGAUGUUACAAAGUUUCUUUCUUCAACUUUUCAUGUUUUAUUUAAAUUUCAUUAA